Messenger RNA from Talaromyces proteolyticus, 1496 nucleotides. RefSeq lists its product as uncharacterized. Bases 902 to 1375 code for a protein of 157 amino acids. NCBI's taxonomy places the organism in Eukaryota, Fungi, Ascomycota, Eurotiomycetes, Eurotiales, Trichocomaceae. The transcript has a single exon. The record is from RefSeq and is a predicted model, not a curated record.
GUUUCGAUACAUACAGAGAAGCCUUCACAUUAAUCAGAAAAGUCUUGAUCUCGGUUGUAUACUUCUACGGAGUGUACAAUUAAGGUGGUCACAGGACGAGGUAAACCCUAACAUGACAACUAGCUACUCCAGUCUCUCCUAGUCUUAAAAUCGCAAUACCCCCAAACCAACUACAACUGGCAGUCGAGAAAGUCAAUUGGCUCCAUUGCUUCAUUAUCAACUAGACAGGCUGAGCAGUCCUAUUUCCAAACUAACCGACAUGCUCAGGCGUCCAGUAACGGUGAGUCGGCGACUAGGAGUACAUUGUCAGAACGGCGAGAUUUUCCGAACACGCCAAAUAUGCUGGAUCCCUAUCCUUGUCGGCAAAAACUGGUCAAUCGCCUUGAGAGUAUUGAAUGUUGGUCCACAACUCUUGUGAAGGCCUCCGACGUGCAUCCAAUGGCCGCUUGCAAAUAACCGCUGCCAUUAUUCCCCAGUGUGCGAUGGCACACCCAUCAUUUCGGCGACACGUAUACAUGCGUCAAGGAUUAAUCAUCACCAAGCAAUCUUUAACAAUCCUUGUUAUUCCCAUUGCCACCAACCACUAGCUCCAUUCACAAGCCAACCCCUACGGAUCACAUGACCAUUCAUGUCUGCGAGAUCAUGAGAGCUAACAAAUCUAAUAUCUAAUAUAGUUUGCUCGCAAUAUCAAGCCGGUUUUAGAUUCAUUGUGCUCAAAUAGCCCUAGUAGCUAGCUCCAUAACCUAGCAACCAACAUAACGGAGCUGCAGAUAGAUCUCCUAUAGGUAGCAGCAAUAUUGAGAUCGACAUUGAUACAAACCCCCAACGAUAUACCCUAGUAAUGCUGCCUCGCAUGCAAGAUACCAUGUAGCGCACACUCCGAAUCAUCAGUCAGUCAUACAUGCAGAAACGCAAGGCACUCUUGCGUGCCUCAUGCAUACGGCUUUAUCCACAUAAUACCGAAAGCCUUACAAUACUGUAUAUAAAUGUAAUUACAUGCACGUUGUGCGUAUCGAUUUUCAUGGUUAUGACUCGUACGUAUCAAUUGAUGCUCCGAUCAAAAUACGUCACAUUUUUGCGUAUUCUUUGUCGCCGUGAAAGGAAUCAAUCGGUCGAGUCAUAUCCUUUGUCUGUUGAUAUUUGCUGUUGCAAGGAUUUUGAAUGUAAAAUUUCUUUGUUUCUAGCACGACUACAUGUAAGCGAGAAAUUUGGCUUGGACGACCGUUAUUCUGCUAGAUACGCGCUACCAAGGACCCUGUUGGAAACGAUAAGCACCAGUCGAUACUAUUUGGGCAAACCCGAAACAGUACAAAGAAAAAGAAAGACACUCCAAAAGGAGCAGGUGACGAAUAUCCCUGCCUGUUACUGGCAAUGAUCGAAAGCGAAGCGGCGUCUUAUUGGGCGCCGUCUGCAAUUUAUCUCUCUCUUAUGCACCAGGUUGGGCGUGCAACCAGAGUAGGCAAUGGCAGUGGCAUGAGCUGCAUGAUGCAUCACUU